AUGAGGCCUUCUUCUUCUUCUUCCUCGUCAUCCUCUUCGUUGACGGUGUCGUCGCUGGGAGUGGCGGUGGACAAGGCCACGAGCGAGCUUCUCCUCACUCCUGAUUGGACGAUUAUCAUCGCAAUCUGCGAUUCCGUCAAUUCGAAUCGCUGGCAAUGCAAAGACGCGAUGAAAGCUGUAAAGAGAAGAUUACAGCACAAGAGCUCUAGAGUUCAGUUACUCACUCUAACGUUGUUGGAGGCAAUGCUGAAAAACUGUGGGGAGUUUUUGCAUUCGCAUAUCGCUGAGAAACACGUCCUUGAAGAUCUGGUUAAAAUUGUCAGGAAGAAGGGUGAUUUCGAAGUAAGGAACAGAAUCUUGAUAUUGUUGGAUACUUGGAAUGAAGCCUUCAGUGGGGUUGCUCGCAAAUACCCUCAUUACAAGUGGGCAUGCCAAGAGCUUCAACGGUGUGGGGUGAAAUUCCCACAACGUUCAAAAGAAGCCCCACUCAUGCUUCCUCCUCCUCCUUCAAUCUCCAUCGGUUCUUCUCGAAGGCUCGACGAAACUAUGGCAGCUGAAAUUGAGUCUCUAAGCUUAUCAAGUCUUGAAUCCAUGAGAAAUGUGAUGGAUCUCGUGAAUGACAUGGUUCAAGCCGUGGAUCCGUCUGACAAAUCAGCCCUAAAAGACGAGCUCAUAGUUGAUCUAGUAGAGCAGUGCAGAUCUAACCAGAAGAAACUCAUCCAGAUGCUCACAACAACUGCGUCUGUCCCCACUCCUCCUUCCUUGACCAUUCAUCUCAGGGCAACAACUAACACAUCUCUUCUUCUUCUUCUUCUUCUUCUUGUCAGGGACGAGGAUGUCAUGGCACGUGGCCUCGAGCUCAAUGACUCUUUGCAGGUAGUGCUCGCCAGGCACGACGCUAUUGCCUCUGGUGUCUCUCUUCCCAUGUUGCAGCAGCCCCCGAAAGCAAAAGAAACUGGUGAUGCUGCUGCUCUUGUCUCUGAGCCUUUUUCUUCAUCGUCGAGCAGUGAAAGUGAUACAGAUGAGGGGGAGCAAGUUGAAAAUGACUUUAUGCAUUUAGCCAAAAGGCACGCUCUAUUGAACGCCCAACACAGCGAUGAAGAAGAGGAAACAUUGCUUCUAGGCCACAGCAACGAAAAGACAGCAGAAACAGAGGCCAAGACAGAGUGCAAAGAUGUCGUAGCUUCUUUAUUCGAGACCACCGCAACAACAACAACAACAACAACAAAGUCAGAGCAGGACAUUAUUGAACUUCUCAGCCUCACUCUGUCAACAACAGCUUUGCCCUCUCCACAAACGCAGUCUCCAUCAAGCAAAACGCUUUUCGCAGAUGAUCAUAUUCUUGUGAACAGCUACGUAGUGCCCUGGGCCCAACAAUCUCAGGAAGAACCGCAAGUGGCUCCUCCACCGGGACCUCAGUUUCAGGCGCAGCAGCAGUUUUCAUACGGUUAUCCUCAGCCACAAUGUAACGGUGGUCAAGCAAACAGUACGUUUUGGAGCCAAGGAGGCAGUGUUGAGAGAAACUUGCACUACUCAAACUCCUUCCCAGCUAGAGCGGCGGGACCAUCCAGGCCUGCCGUGGACGGGCAGCCGCAGAGGCCGCCCUAUGUUCCUCCCUACAAAUUGUUUGAAGAUCUGAAUGUCUUCUGGAGCGACGGAGAUGGAGGCGUUCGGAGUAGCAAAUGA
Molecule: messenger RNA, 1686 nt
Organism: Thlaspi arvense
Lineage: Eukaryota; Viridiplantae; Streptophyta; Magnoliopsida; Brassicales; Brassicaceae
Source: the annotation of a GenBank genome assembly